This is a messenger RNA of Dermacentor silvarum, 830 nucleotides long. RefSeq lists its product as uncharacterized. The record is from RefSeq and is a predicted model, not a curated record. The transcript is spliced from 2 exons. The coding region runs from base 102 to 671 and encodes 189 amino acids. Lineage: Eukaryota; Metazoa; Arthropoda; Arachnida; Ixodida; Ixodidae.
CGUGCUCUCGCGAGAUUCGAAGUCAUGAAAGAAUACGGUGCGCCUCGACUCCCGCGACUCCCGUGCCUGACUGUUGCAGCGGUUUGGUGAAAAGCGCGACCAUGACCGAAGAAAACGCUAGGUGCAGCGUAUCCGUCUGUUACAUCCCGAUCCAGGACAGCUAUGCUUCUGCCGGCCUGGUGUCCUUCGUUGCCGGGCUUUCGAGCUCCGUCUGCGUAAGAGGCUCGCAUAGGCACUGGGUCAUCAUUUUUGACCAUGGCGACGACCUGAUGAUUCUAUAUGAAGCGGACAAGGAUAACAUGACUGGCAACCUGACGGGAAGGAUCUCCUGGAAGUCCAGAACCUCCGUCGAGGAUAUCUACCGCCACAGGACUUACCUCGGCAAUCACGUCAUUCCCAAAGCAAGGAUACAAGCAGCCGUCCAAAUGAUGUCCAAGGCUGGCCCUUAUGACAUCACCAAGAACAACUGCCAGACCUGGGCCAAGCAACUGCUGCGCAAGCUGGCUGUGGAACCCCAGGUCGAGUUGGACGCCGAAGAGGUCAUCCGUGAAGUUUUCGAUCCCGCCACGGUGUCCCUCUUGCUCACCUGUGGACUGGCCAUGUCAGCUUUGAUCCUGACCCCUAAGUGCGACAAUGGCCCCAUUGAAGAGCUCUUCACGAGGUGCACCUAGCUGGAAGCGGGCCAGCGGGCUGACUGCCCGGUUUAAGGGCUGCCUCGCUCGGUUGAGCUGAACGCUCUGCUGGGCCCCAGACCUGUCGCUGACAAGGUGCCAGCUCUUCCGCCGCACGAAACUCUUCCACCGGUCAUGGCGCCGCAGUAAGAUACACAA